This is a messenger RNA of Austrofundulus limnaeus, 1640 nucleotides long. RefSeq names its product serpin peptidase inhibitor, clade B (ovalbumin), member 1 (gene serpinb1). The record is from RefSeq and is a predicted model, not a curated record. Gene Ontology annotation, molecular function: serine-type endopeptidase inhibitor activity. The transcript has 7 exons. Gene Ontology annotation, biological process: negative regulation of endopeptidase activity. The coding region runs from base 259 to 1398 and encodes 379 amino acids. Lineage: Eukaryota; Metazoa; Chordata; Actinopteri; Cyprinodontiformes; Rivulidae.
UCCGCUUCCUGCCUCCAACAAAUCCCGGGGUUUUGUCGGUGUUUAUCGCGCAGUCACGCGUCCCACCCCACAGACCCACUGCAGGUCCACUAGACCCAGAAACCGGACCGGGACUCGGUUCUUCAGCAGCGUGAGCAGAGGAAGUCCGCCGGAAACAGCCUGCAGCGGGAUUUUAUCCUUUUUUUUUUUUUUUUUUGUUUCCUUUCACUUUGAGUUUGUCUGAGCAGCGAGCUUCAGGUGGAAAAUCAGAGAACCGUCAUGGCCGCCAUCAGCAGCUCGAACACAGACUUCGCUCUGGAGUUGUUUCGCACCCUGAGCCGGGCCGACGCCACCGGGAACCUCUUCCUGUCCCCGCUCAGCAUCAGCUCGGCGCUGGCCAUGGUCUACCUGGGAGCGAGGGGCAACACGGCGGCUCAGAUGUCAAAGGCUCUGUCCUUCAGCUCUGGUGAAGACAUCCAUGCAGGUUUCCAGACUCUGAACGACAACAUCAACUCUCCGUCGGCCUCUUACAUCCUGAAACUGGCCAAUCGUCUUUAUGGAGAAAAAACCUUCAAUUUCCUCCCCAAAUUCCUGCAGGAGACUGAGAAGUUCUACCAGGCGACCCUGGAGGCCGUGGACUUCAUGGGGUCUUCAGAGGACUGCAGGGUCCAGAUCAACAGCUGGGUGGAGCAGCAGACUGAAAAUAAGAUCAAAGACCUUCUAAAGCCGGGCAUGGUGGACUCCAUGACCAGGCUGGCUCUGGUGAACGCCAUCUACUUCAAGGGGAACUGGAUGAACCGCUUCGACGCGGCCAACACCAAGGAGAUGCCCUUCAAGGUCAACCAGAAUGAGACUAAAACGGUCCAGAUGAUGUACCAGAUGAAGAAGCUGCCCUACAACUACAUCCCUGACCUGGAGCUGCAGAUCCUGGAGCUGCCGUACGUCGAAGACGAGCUCAGCAUGUUCGUCCUGCUGCCUGCGGCGGCUACAGACGGCUCCGACCCGCUGCUGAAGCUGGAGAAGGAGCUGACGCAGGAGCGGCUCAACGAGUGGACCAACAGAGCCAACAUGGACGUCCAAUCAGAAGUCCUGGUCCACCUGCCCAAGUUCAAGCUGGAGGAAGAGUACGUGCUGAACGAGCCUCUGGCCACGCUGGGCAUGACCGACGUGUUCUCCGACAAGGCCGACCUGUCGGCCAUGAACGGAGAGGGCGGGCUCUUCCUGUCUACGGUGGCCCACAAGGCCUUCGUGGAGGUGAACGAAGAGGGAACGGAGGCGGCGGCGGCCACGGCCGGCAUAGUUUCUUUCUGCAUGUUGAGGGAGGAACACUUCACAGCUGAUCAUCCCUUCCUCUUCUUCAUCAGGCACAAUAAGACCAAGUCCAUCCUCUUCUUCGGCAGGUUCUCCUCUCCUCAGUAGACGGAAACAGCCGAGGAAGAUGGAGUAGCUAAAAAAAUAAAUACGCUCCUACAAUCAAAUGAAAGUUCUGCGCUCUGCUGGUUUGUUUAUUAAAACCCUGCAGUGGAGCAAAAGUUCUGAAGCACUUAAGUGUCCUUUUUUGUGUGUUUUUGUGUUUUUAAUGUGUACACAUUGAGCUUUCAGGAAUGUACACACAUGAUAAGGUGCUUUAAUCUGAAUAAAAGGCCAAAGUUCUGAACAGA